Diachasmimorpha longicaudata is the source of this 1621-nucleotide messenger RNA. It is a transcript of the gene tank, whose product is annotated as etoposide-induced protein 2.4 homolog. The record is from RefSeq and is a predicted model, not a curated record. The transcript is spliced from 7 exons. Gene Ontology annotation, biological process: macroautophagy. Bases 303 to 1259 code for a protein of 318 amino acids. NCBI's taxonomy places the organism in Eukaryota, Metazoa, Arthropoda, Insecta, Hymenoptera, Braconidae. Gene Ontology annotation, cellular component: endoplasmic reticulum.
UUACUGCGUCACAUGUGCAAAUGCUUUCGAUCAUCGAGCAUCGCUACAUUAUGUACUUAGUGCAAUGAAAAUAGAAGUUCUCAUACCACCCCUGUGAUUCCUUAAAAAUAGAUAUUUUAAAGAUAGUCAUUGUCAACAUAUAAUCAACGAAUUCGAAUAAGUCUGCUCACGUUUUUGUAUUGUCAUUACAAAGUCUCGCGUUAUUUUGGUCAGUGUGAGAAAAUGAAAUUCAGUGAUGCAGAGUGGUGAACAUGAUUCAUCUAUAAUAAAUUGACUCGAAAAAAUUAAAUCGGUUAUCAAUUAUGGAUAACGUAACAGGAAUAUUACGAGCUAUGUGCUGUGGGUUUACGGACAGUCUCAAGGGUGCAAUGGUACUUUUCUACAUGGAUAAGCAUAUUAAUGAACGACUUAAAGCAUCGCCUAGUGCAACCCAUAGGAAAGAUGCUAAUUCAAGCCCAAAAAUUGGGUUAAAGGGACAGAGAGAAUCCAAAAUAUUAAAAAGAACGAUUCAAUGCUGUGCUUUAAAUGGCGGAGUUUUUUGGGCGAGCAUACUUAUCUUCGAAUGUGGAUUAUUGCCAUUUUUAAAAUAUUCAUUAACUAUUGUUUUUGGGCAUUCACCGGGUAUGGGAGUGAUGGUUUGGUCAUGGACACAUCCAUUUUUAUCAUUGACAUUUGGUACUGUUUGGGUUCUACCACUUUUUUUAUUGAGUAGAAUAGUGAACAGCUUGUGGUUUCAGGAUAUAGCAGACAGUGCAUACAGAUACAGACAGGGAAGACCUCUCCUACUGUCGAGUGUUAGCAAACUGAUAGCUGAUACGCUCUUCAGUAUUCUCGUUCAGGCGCUAUUUCUUUGCCAGGGUAUGCUUGUAUCGAGGAUACCAAUACCACCCAUUGGUGAUAUACUUGCACUAAUACAUAUGUGCCUUUUAUAUGCUCUGUAUGCAUUCGAGUAUAAGUGGUUUAAUAUGGGUUGGGAGCUCCACAGACGGCUCACAUUUAUUGAAGCCAAUUGGCCAUAUUUCGUUGGCUUUGGUCUGCCUUUAGCUGUUUUAACACAAAUGCCAAAUUCUUAUGUUAUUAGCGGUUGCGUAUUUUCAAUUCUAUUUCCAUUGUUCAUUGUCAGCGGAAAUGAGGCUCAACCAGUGACAGGAACCUGUGAUUGCCCCUUAAAAUUAUUUUCUCCUGUCAUUGCCAUCGCCAACACCCUCUUCAAUAAGACCAUCGGACCAGCACAGCAUCGUGUAACCGGUGUGGACUGAGGGUUCAGCUUUAUUUCUAUUGUUAUUGCUCUCCUUCCACUGUAAUAUGAAACAUUAUGACUAGAACUGAAGAUUACUGCCAUUUGCAAUGUUCAUUGAUAGUAAUGUAAUCUAUCAUAUCGCUGUAGCAGUCUUACAUUUUAUAAAUUGUAAAUCAUGGGAUGGAGAAUUAUUGCAUAAUUGUUUCUACAAAUUUUAUUGAAUGAAUGGAGGCCGAAAGACUCUUCAAGAAACUUUGAAUAAUGGAAUGGAAAAACACAAGCAAAUGUAAAUAUCAAUAUGUUUAUUUAUUUUAUUAUUUCAUAUUCCAUAUGAAUUAUUGCUUUUUUAUAUUAUUAUACAUUAAAUAAACUAACAACAAA